CGUUUGCUACGUUUAAAUUACGAUUCAUUCUUUAUUAAGCGACAGUGUUCGUCUUCACUUGAGUGCAGACAUCAAAACAGCCCUGUAAAACCACAGGCGUGAAUGUAAAAGGUUUAUUAUUUUAUUAAACAUAAAAACGAUGGAGAAAAAGCAGCAUAAAUCAGACAAACAUCAUCGCCGACAUCUUCAUCACCACCACCAUCACCAUCAGUCCUCCAGCAGCAGCAGCGGGGAGUCCGGCGGCAGCAGCCCGGCCCACGGGGCGCCCAAAGCGGCCAACGCCUUCGCCAACGACGGCAGCUUCAUGGAGAUGUUCAAGAAGAAGAUGGAGGAGGAGGAGAAGAGGAAGAGAGAGACUGAGGAGGAGGAGAAGACGAAGAGUCCUGCUCCGGCAGGGCAAGCGGCUCAGGACAAGAAGCCUUGUAGCGUGAGCAGCAUUGUGGGCAAGCGGAGGGGAGGCGCGCGUUUGGCCCUCAAGACAGGGAUGGUGGCCAAGAAACAGAAACUGGACUCCGAGGCGGAGACUGGGAAAGGAGACGCCUGGACUAAAUACAUGGCAGAAGUGAAAAAGUAUAAAGCGCAUCAGUGUGGAGACGAUGAUAAGACCAGACCGCUGGUCAAAUAGACUGGAGCUCUUCCUGUGGGCCGCACUGCCACAUCAUCAUCCUCUCACACACACACACACACAGUUAUUCACGCUCUUUUCCUUCAACUCUGUUUCCAGAUUGCGUUUUACCUUGUGCGCUGCCGUAUUUGACCGUCUGUUGGAUUCUGAUUAUUUUUAUGAUGUAAUUUGCAGUGUAUUCUUCAGUCCAUGGCAUUAGAAAAGCUCUCGCUCACCUUGUUGAUAUUUUGUACUCCACAUGUUUGGUACUUUAAUGUCAAUUGAUGAAGAUUGAUGAUGAAAUUAAAGUCACAGUACCGCAGAAUC
Molecule: messenger RNA, 931 nt
Organism: Rhinichthys klamathensis goyatoka
Lineage: Eukaryota; Metazoa; Chordata; Actinopteri; Cypriniformes; Leuciscidae
Gene: trir
Product: telomerase RNA component interacting RNase
Exons: 3
Coding region: 140-625 (161 amino acids)
Molecular function (GO): 3'-5' exonuclease activity; 5'-3' exonuclease activity
Source: RefSeq, a predicted model, not a curated record